UGUACAAUGCUGAGGUGGUGGCUGCCUACCGGGGCAAGAAGAGGAGUGAGGCACCACCUCACAUCUUCUCCAUCUCCAACAAUGCCUAUCAGUACAUGCUGACAGAUAGGGAGAACCAGUCCAUCCUCAUUACCGGAGAAUCCGGGGCUGGGAAGACUGUGAACACGAAACGUGUCAUCCAGUACUUUGCCAGCAUCGCAGCCAUAGGAGACCGUGGCAAGAAGGACACCACCAAUGCAAACAAGGUGCUUGGCACCCUGGAGGACCAGAUCAUUCAGGCCAACCCCGCCCUAGAGGCCUUUGGCAAUGCCAAGACUGUCCGGAACGACAACUCCUCCCGCUUCGGAAAAUUCAUCAGGAUCCACUUUGGAGCCACUGGAAAGUUGGCUUCUGCAGACAUAGAGACCU
This is a messenger RNA of Trichechus manatus latirostris (Florida manatee), 408 nucleotides long. RefSeq names its product myosin-6-like. Gene Ontology annotation, molecular function: ATP binding; actin filament binding; microfilament motor activity. The record is from RefSeq and is a predicted model, not a curated record. The transcript is spliced from 5 exons. Gene Ontology annotation, cellular component: actin cytoskeleton; vesicle; cytoplasm. Gene Ontology annotation, biological process: actin filament organization; vesicle transport along actin filament. The annotation marks the transcript as partial. NCBI's taxonomy places the organism in Eukaryota, Metazoa, Chordata, Mammalia, Sirenia, Trichechidae.